AGAUCAACUGACGUUCUUAUUGGAUCAUUACUGUGACAAAGCCAGCCGGAUAUUUUAGUCCUGUGGGGGCUUUUCUCAGUCAGAGUUAGCAGAUCAAACAGCCGUCUGCCUCUCUGCUGUGGGGGGGUUUCUCGCAGGUUGGUUUCUUUUGUCACAGUGGGCGCACCUUCAAAAAAAAAAAAAAAAAAAAAGGCGGUGGCUGACCAGACGCGCUGAGCCGACAAGAAGAAGCAGAAGCUGAGACUCCCUCCAACUGACAGACAGCAUGUCCACCGCUGGAGCCUUCUUCCAGAGCGUCAGCUCCGACAGCCCCCCCAGGCCCCGGCAGAAAUUCUGCGGCGUGUUCUGCCCGGUGGAGGGCUCUGCAGACGGUAAGACGCUGGACCUGGACGCGCUGUCGGCGUGCCGGGGCGGCGGGAGAGUCAUCGACCGGCAGACGGAUAUCUCUCAGCGCAGGAAGGUGGAGAUCCGGGAGAGCACGGGGAAGGAAGCCCUCCAGAACCUGGAUGACAAACGGAGCGACCGUCUCCUGAUUAGAGGAGCCAAGAUCGUGAACGAUGACCAGUCCUUCUGCGCCGACGUCUACAUGGAGGACGGAGUCAUUAAACAAAUUGGGGAGAACCUGAUUGUUCCCGGUGGCGUGAAAACCAUUGACGCUCAUGGUCGCAUGCUGAUGCCCGGCGGCAUAGAUGUGCACACACGCUUCCAGAUGCCCGACCGGGGCAUGACUGCCGCUGACGACUUCUACCAAGGAACCAAGGCGGCUCUGGCUGGUGGCACCACUAUGAUCCUCGACCAUGUGCUACCUGAGCCUGGAGUCAGCCUCCUGUCUGCCUUCGAGCAGUGGCGGGAAUGGGCUGACAGUAAGGCGUGCUGCGACUACUCGCUGCACAUCGACAUCACCGAGUGGCACAAGGGCAUCCAGGAGGAAAUGGAGACGCUUGUGAAGGAUCAUGGAGUCAACUCGUUCCUCGUCUACCUGGCUUAUAAGGACAUUUUCCAGCUCACUGAUGCUCAGGUGUAUGAGGUGUUUAGCGUCAUCCGCGAUCUGGGAGCCAUCGCUCAGGUUCACGCUGAGAACGGAGACAUCGUUGCUGAGGAGCAACGCCGCAUCUUGGAGCAAGGAAUCACCGGGCCUGAAGGGCACGUCUUGAGUCACCCCGAGGAGGUGGAGGCGGAAGCUGUAAACCGUUCUGUGACUGUGGCCAAUCAGACGAACUGCCCCCUCUACGUCACCAAGGUGAUGAGCAAGAGUGCCGCUGAUGUCAUUGCUCAGGCAAGGAAGAAGGGCACUGUGGUCUAUGGAGAACCAAUAACUGCCAGCCUGGGAACGGACGGUUCCCACUAUUGGAGUAAGAACUGGGCCAAGGCAGCAGCCUACGUCACCUCCCCGCCCCUGAGCCCCGACCCCACCACCCCAGACUAUCUGAAUUCUCUUCUUUCAUGCGGUGAUCUGCAGGUGACGGGAAGCGCGCACUGUCCUUUUAACACGGCUCAGCGCGCCGUUGGGAAAGAUGACUUCACCUUGAUUCCUGAAGGCGUCAAUGGCACAGAGGAGAGAAUGUCCAUUAUCUGGGACAAGUGUGUGGUGACCGGGAAGAUGGACGAAAACCAGUUUGUGGCUGUGACCAGCACCAAUGCCGCCAAGAUCUUCAACCUGUACCCCCGUAAGGGCCGCAUCGCUGUGGGCUCAGACGCUGAUCUGGUGCUGUGGGACCCAGACGUCACAAAGAUAAUCUCUGCCAAGAGCCACAACUCGACUGUGGAGUACAACAUCUUUGAGGGCACAGAGGUGCGCGGCGGGCCUCUGGUGGUCAUCAGCCAGGGAAAGAUCAUCUUGGAGGAAGGGAACCUUCAUGUCACCGAAGGUUCCGGACGUUUUGUGGCCCGCAAACCGUUUCCUGACUACGUCUACAAGAGGAUAAAGGCUCGCAGCAGGCUGGCUGAGCUGAGAGGUGUACCUCGAGGACUCUACGAUGGUCCAGUCUGUGAGGUGUCAGUCACUCCCAAAACAAUGACUCCUGUUUCCUCUGCCAAAACCUCACCUGCCAAGCAGCCCAGCCAGCCAGUCCGUAACCUGCACCAGUCUGGCUUCAGUUUAUCUGGUGCUCAGGUUGAUGAUAACAUCCCUCGCCGGAACACUCAGCGCAUCGUGGCGCCUCCGGGCGGCAGGGCUAACAUCACCAGCUUGGGUUAGUGCUCCGCCCAGGCUGCAGAGGAAGAGAAGGAGCAGAUUUGUGGAAGAGUGGCCUUCAGCGGCUGUGAAGGGGGCUUGGAAGUCUCAACACUAAACCCUUCACGGCUUCUGAGCGAGUCAUCCUUCAGCCUCAACAACUCUGACAUUCUUCCUUUGCGUUUUUUCCCCUGCACAUAUUCACAAUCUCUGUCCAAACACAACCUAAUGCUAAGGGACACAGUUAAAUGCACACAUAAAAAAACUGAAGAAAAAAAAUGCCUGCCUUGUCUGUUGGUAAAAAGUGAAAAUAUGUCUGCACUUUUGACACUAUUACUUUAUAAACUGUUUUUAUUUUACUCUCCUCCUAUCACACCUCCUUUUGAUGUUGCUCUUUGCAUUAAGCAGAAUUGACACUGAAAAAAGGCUGCAGGAGUUCCAUUGUAUUUCCAUUCCUUUUUAUUGUGCAAGAAACUAAACUUAGCUUAGGUACAAAACCAGGACUGAUGUGAUAGCUUAGAAAACACCAACAGUUUUGCAUUUGAGUGAAAGCUAGUAAAAGUAGCCAACACUUGAUUUUAUCUGCUCUCUUUUACAGUAAUUUGCUGUCAGGACUGCCUUAAGGUUUAACAAAUGAAAGAUCAUUUAUUUGCUAUUAAAACUCCUUCAUGUUGGUUAUGGAUUAAGUAUUCUUAAAGAGAACUCAAUGUUUAAUUUCUCAGUUUUAAGUUUAGGGUAAUGAGCAUAAUAUUUGUAAUAUUUUGGUAAAUGAAUACUUCAAUUUGUUAGCUUUAUUUUACGAUGAAUUCAAAUCCAUUAAGGAAAAUUACAAGACAAAAACAAGACACGUUUUAGCUUUGCACAUCUUCAUUGUAAAAGCCUUUCAAAGGUCAAAAAGCAAUUUCAGUUACUCUGUUUUAUGAAAAAAACAUAAAACUGAGAUGUUGCUGACAUAAGGUGAUGAAUAAACUUUAGCCCUUGCCCUUUGCUUUGAUAAAUAAAGUAGCUUAGCAGCAGGGUUUAAAAAGAGUUAACAGGACAAAUAGAACAUUUCUAAAACUUCACUGUACGUGUUGAUUUGCAUAAUUAACUUUUUUAUUUUUCAGAGUUAAAAAAUUCAGUUCUUUCUAUUUAUUAAAUUAGCUAUGUAUGCUAGCCUUAGUGCAAGACAAUGAUAAUUUAAACAAGAAUAGCACGUGUGGUAAACAAAAGCUAACAACAGACGUAGAAUCUGACUAAACUUAAUACAGAGAUAAAACAUUUUAAACAAUUUUAUUAAAACUGUAAAUUAGCAUGUAUUGGCAAACAUUCUUUCUUUCUUAUCCUUAUAGAUGGAAAAUCCUGUAACGUUAGCAUUUUUCUGCUAUCUCUACAAGUUAACCGCUGCUUCUAGAAACUUCCAGCACUUCUGAUUGAAUCUGGCAAAUUAUGGUAAACCAUCCUAAUUUUCCCUAAUUCAUCUUUGCUAAACAUAAACUGCUUAAACCGCGAAUAUUUGAAAUGCUGCAGCAUCAACAUUGUGUGUUAUUACUGUGAGGUAAAUAUUUUAUACCAUAUAAAUAUCAUAACAUCCUUUUUGCAUUUUUUUUUUAAACUUCACUUUUUCCUUCUGUAGAGCAGACUUUACAUUUCCAAAGCCACGGGAUGGCAGUCCAUCACCACACAGUGCAUUUAGAAACACAACCUUGUUUUUUUUUUAAUUUUACAUUAAUGUGACUUUUAUGCUCAUCAACGUCCGCCUUUGCUUUCUACUAUUUAAUGUGCCUGAACCUACAGGAGCUGUAUGCAGCUGUUAUUCUAACUUUGUUAUUCUUUUAAGGGUAAGUGAAGGUUGUAAGAUAAAAAGUUGUAAAAUAGCCAGGAUUAACCGAUUCAAAGGUGCCAGAUGUUGUGCUUUCGUAGGGCCUGCACUGCAGUUAAAGCCCGUGUAAAGACGAAAAAUGCUCAGUAUCUUGAAAUGUUCUAAUAUUUGAGUUUUUACCUUGAUGUCAAACUGCUUUUUAGUGUCAUUCUGUAAUUAGAUGCCUAAGGGCUGCGCACUAUUCAUUUAUGCUUGAAAGUAGACAUUCAUGAGCUAUUGUACUUUUUGACUCGUGUGCAGUGUUGAUGUGUGAGGGAUGGGACAGCAAGCUCCUGCACAACACUUUGAACAGUGUUGGAUCUCAGAUUACACCUCUUAGUUUUGAUUAGUCAUCAAACCAACUUCCUGCAUUCCUGUUGAUGCGAACAUGGUGCUGACCACCAGUGUCUCCUUUAUGGAGUUCUGGCUAGAUUUCAGCGGUACAUCGGUUUGAAGAGACCAAAGUCGCAGCUCUGCUUUCAGUGUCAAAGCGGGAGUUUCUUUGUGAGUUUGGUCCAUGACUCAUUCACAUGUAUACACAAAUACAGUAAAGUAGCUGUGGUGACAUGCAAGACCUAUGCUUCUGCUGUAAACCUCAGGCCCCCCUUCUCUUAAAGUUAACUGGAAAUCUGUAGAUGGCGAAGCCUGUCAGUGUUAUAAAAGGGACAUAUCUUCAAAGAAUCCCAGGCAAAGUGAAUGUAGCGCAAUGAUGAAUAAUGAAUCUGCAGAUGUACUGAGAAGUGGCCAGCGGAGAUCAGAACUCCACCUCAACUGUGAAUCAAACUGCUCGGCACAAGGUUUUUAGUUUUAGAAGUUGUUUAAUAUUUUCCAGUUUUCCUUACUGUGUUUUUUAAGGGGCAGUGUGGCACAUUGUCACCAACACUAGGACAGUUUGGCAAUAACCGCUUCAUCCUCUCCCCUUUUCUCCACUACCCCUCCCCACCAGGCAUCUUUGAUUGUUUCUGCCUGUUGCCAUGGUGACCAAUCCCUCCUCUCUCAGAGUAAUUCCUUUUAUUUUCUGUUUGUCGUGGCAACGUUUGACGGAUCACAGGUUGCCACUAGCAACCCAUCCAGACCUGGUGCUGUUAUUGCAGCUCUGGCCCCAUAUUUUUCAAAUUAUUCUGUCAGCAUCAUGCUACUCCGUAAGACUCAACAAGAAUCCACUAGAGCUGAAUUUGUUGUGCACAUUACAACUGUUGCAGUGGCGGAUCACACACACACACACACACACAUACGUGGAAAGAACUGACUAAAAAGCCACCUGUCAGCACUCGCUGGCAUCCCUGCCGAGUCCCAUGCCUCCUCAUCCGACAUACGCGCGCACAGACCUAUACUCCUGAUGCUCUGUCUGCUUGAGUGCUUUCCUUAUCCCAUAAUAUGCUAAUGAUAUAUGAGUGAAAUGUAUGUACACAAUCUGCUGCCGACUGAGGUAGUCGAUGCUGUUGAACACCUUCUUUAGUCGCCCCUCUAUGAGUCUUUCCCUUUUUGUGAAAGUGAAACUGUGUGACGGUGUUUGUCUCGGUGGCUGUGGGGUUCCUGGGAUGUUUGCUUGUUAUGGAAAAAGUGUCAAAUCCCAUGGAUGGUGAUGUAAGAAAAAACAACAAUGCAGAAAUGAAAUAAUGAAUAAAAAAUUAAAAAGAAA
Oryzias latipes (Japanese medaka) is the source of this 5655-nucleotide messenger RNA. It is a transcript of the gene dpysl2b, whose product is annotated as dihydropyrimidinase like 2b. Lineage: Eukaryota; Metazoa; Chordata; Actinopteri; Beloniformes; Adrianichthyidae. Gene Ontology annotation, cellular component: cytoplasm; cytosol. The record is from RefSeq and is a predicted model, not a curated record. Gene Ontology annotation, molecular function: hydrolase activity, acting on carbon-nitrogen (but not peptide) bonds, in cyclic amides.